Molecule: messenger RNA, 1620 nt
Organism: Haliotis rubra (blacklip abalone)
Lineage: Eukaryota; Metazoa; Mollusca; Gastropoda; Lepetellida; Haliotidae
Product: mucin-2-like
Exons: 6
Coding region: 1-1620 (539 amino acids)
Source: RefSeq, a predicted model, not a curated record
AUGGGCACGAAAUUAAUCCUAGAUUUGGUGGACAUGGGAUUGAAAACCACAGUCAUGGGCAUACUCCUGGAUUUGGCGGACAUGGGGCUGGACAUGAUGGUAUUGGAAGUCAUCAUUUUGGAAGUGUUUCUGGAGCAUAUGGACAUGAACAUGGAAACGUCGGCACCGAGUUUGUCCAAACACGUCCUGGAGUAUAUCAGCGUUCGAUGGGCCAUCAUUUCGAUCACGGUCACCAUCCCUGAGGAACACGUUUCCAACGACACCAUCAACACCACCAUCAUCACCACCAUCAUACACACCGCCAUCAGCACCAACAUCAUCAUCAUCACCAUUCACACUACAAUCGUUGCCAACAUUCACACCAACAUCUACACCACCAUCAGCACCUUCCACAUUACCAGCCUCACCACCAUCAGCCCAACCAUCCACACCACCAUCAGCCCAACCAUCCACACCACCAUCAGCCCAACCAUCCACACCACCAUUAGCCCAACCAUCCACACCACCAUCAGACCAACCAUCCACACCACCAUCAGCCCAACCAUCCACACCACCAUCAGCACCUUCCACAUUACCAGCCUCACCACCAUCAGCCCAACCAUCCACACCACCAUCAGCCCAACCAUCCACACCACCAUCAGACCAACCAUCCACACCACCAUCAGCCCAACCAUCCACACCACCAUUAGCCCAUCCACACCACCAUCAGCCCAACCAUCCACACCACCAUCAGACCAACCAUCCACACCACCAUCAGACCAACCAUACACACCAACAUCAGACCAACCAUCCACACCACCAUCAGACCAACCAUCCACACCAUCCACCAUCAUUAGCCCAACCAUCCACACACCAUUAGCUCCAACCAUCCACACCACCAUCAGACCAACCAUCAACGGCACCACCAGCCCAGCCAUCCAUCCACCAUCAGCCCAACCAUCCACACCACCAUCAGACCAACCAUCCACACCACCAUCAGACCAACCAUACACACCACCAUCAGACCAACCAUCCACACCACCAUCAGACCAACCAUCCACACCAUCCACACCACCAUUAGCCCAACCAUCCACACCACCAUUAGCCCAACCAUCCACACCACCAUCAGACCAACCAUCAACGACAGUCAGCACCACCAUCAACACCAACACCACAGUCAGCACCACCAUCAACACCAACACCACAGUCAGCACCACCAUCAACACCACCAUCAAUCAAGUACUAUCAACCAUGAAAACAACAGUGAUUGUCGCCCUUUGUCUUAUUGCCAUAACUACCUGUGACGCCUUCCUCGGUCUGCGCCGUCCAAUGAUGCUCCCCGGAAUGCUCAGAUCUCGUCGCCUGGGCAUGGGUAGACAUCGCGGUGGCUACGGUUUCGACGGUGGCUACGACGGUGGUUAUGACGGUGGUAAUGACGGCUACGACAAUGGAUACGGCCGAAUGGGAGGCCGACGACAAUAUGGAGGCUAUGGAAAUGAUGGUUACGGAGACUAUGGUCGUGACUCCCCUGACUUCGGUGACUAUGGUACGCACGCGUUAUUUUCAACAUCAACAUCAGCAUCAACAUCAACAUCAACAUCACCUUUGGCUUUAGUUCCACAUGAAUCUGAUACAUCUUGA